Messenger RNA from Abrus precatorius (Indian licorice), 1335 nucleotides. Its product is annotated as putative serine/threonine-protein kinase-like protein CCR3. The record is from RefSeq and is a predicted model, not a curated record. The transcript has a single exon. Gene Ontology annotation, biological process: protein phosphorylation. The coding region runs from base 1 to 1335 and encodes 444 amino acids. Gene Ontology annotation, molecular function: ATP binding; protein serine/threonine kinase activity. NCBI's taxonomy places the organism in Eukaryota, Viridiplantae, Streptophyta, Magnoliopsida, Fabales, Fabaceae.
AUGACCAAUGAUGCAAGCGUCCAUGAUUUUGUUUGGGAAAAUGAUAACGAUUUUGAGAGUAUAACUUCAAGCAUGAUGAGUUCAGAAAUAUCCAUUAGACAUGUUCCUAGUUAUUCUUGGCAACUGGACAAUGCAAUAAGAAGCAUUCCUGUGGAUAGUCAUACACAUGUCCAUGGUUUUGCUUCGAUAGUGGACAAUCACAUAAGGAGUACAGAAGGUUUGGGAACAUCAACUGUGCAUGGUUUUGCUUGGCGAGUGGAUAAUGAUAUCAAGAGCAAUACAAUUGCUAGGGUAUCACCAAAAGUGAAAGCAAGUGUGCGAAAACGCCAUGCUCGUGAUGUUGACACUUUUAAACUGUUCACCCUGGCUGAGCUUGAAGAUGCCACCAACAACUUCUCGCUUGAGAACAAGGUUGAUGGUGAUGUGUACAGAGGAAAACUCGUUGAUGGUCGUGAGGUGGCCAUAAAGAUGAAAAGUUUUCACCAGAAAGAGGAUGCAUUGGUGUCUGAAUUGACAUCCUUGUCCCGUGUGCAUCAUAAACACUUGGUUAAGCUUGUUGGGUUCUAUAAAGAGAAAGACAAAGGGCUCUUGGUGUAUGAUUACAUGAAGAAUGGGUCACUGCAGGAUCAUUUACAUGACAAGAACAACGUGGAGAAGAGUAGCAGUGUGUUGAAUUCAUCAUGGAGAAUAAGGAUCAAAGUUGCAUUGGAUGCUGCCCGAGGAAUGGUACAUCUGCAUGGUUCUGCAUAUCCAUCUAAUAUUCAUGGAUAUAUAAAGUCCUCCAACAUCCUUUUUGAUGGGACUGGGACAGCAAGAGUAUCUGAUUAUGGAUUAACAAUGAAAUCAGGAUACACUGAUCAUGAGUACAUUGAUCAAAAUGAGUUGAAAAAACCGAGAGAUGAUGAAUAUGGGUUUGGAGUUGUACUGCUACAGCUUCUAACAGGAAAGAGAGCUAUGUUCAAGCAUGGUGAAGAUGGAGGCACCCCAUUAAGUGUUGUAGACUUUGCUGUGCCUGCUAUUUUGAAUGGAGAUUUAUUGAAAAUUUUGGAUCCAAGGGUUGGACCCCCGAAUGCAAAUGAAAAAGAAGCAGUGGUGUUAGUGGCCAACACCGCAAUCAGUUGUGUGGAUUUGGAAGGUAAAUAUCAACAAGACAACCGAAAGAUGGUUCAUAUUAUGACCAACUUGGAGCGUGCAUUUCUCAUAUGUGAUAGCAGCGAUGACAUAAUCUCAAUUGGUACAACUCAUGACGCAGCAGAUCACUCAAACUGGGAAGAGGAGUUUCCUGAUCUGGAUGAGCCUGUAGCAGCCACCAACAAUUUCUUACUUGAAAAUUAA